This is a messenger RNA of Lasiodiplodia theobromae, 1104 nucleotides long. Its product is annotated as MFS drug transporter. The transcript is spliced from 5 exons. Gene Ontology annotation, biological process: transmembrane transport. Gene Ontology annotation, cellular component: membrane. Lineage: Eukaryota; Fungi; Ascomycota; Dothideomycetes; Botryosphaeriales; Botryosphaeriaceae. Gene Ontology annotation, molecular function: transmembrane transporter activity. The coding region runs from base 1 to 1104 and encodes 367 amino acids. The record is from RefSeq and is a predicted model, not a curated record.
AUGGAAGCUCGUACAUCGCUACAUGACGAUGCUGUUGAGCUCACAGAUGGUGCACAAACAUCCCCGCACCCGCCAGAUGCAGAUUGGGAACCGACCACGCUCAAGACGAAUUACAUCAAAGUCGUCAGCGCUGCUUUCUCGUUUUUCGUCGCAGGGGUGAAUGAUGGGAGCCUUGGUGCCCUGAUCCCCUACCUUAUCAGGUCCUACGAUAUCAACACAGCCAUGAUCUCCAUCGUCUACGGCGUCACUUUCUUUGGAUGGUUCAUUGCCGCAGUCACAAACAGCCACCUCUGCCAAUAUCUCGAUUUGGGAGCCAUGCUGGUCCUCGGAGCUUUCUUGCAGGUCCUUGCUCACGCCUUACGCUGCUGGACCCCACCUUUUGCCCUGUUUGCCGUCACAUUUGGUAUAGUCAGCCUCGGACAGGCAUAUCAGGACACACACGCGAACACCUUUGUGGCCUCGGUCAAAACCGCACACCGAUUCUUGGGUCUCAUUCAUGCAAUGUAUUCCGGCGGCUGCCUCGUUGGCCCGUUCGUCUCCACGGCCAUCGCCUCCGCCGACACGCCCUCACGCUGGAACUUGUUCUAUACCUUCCCGCUGGCGCUCGGUGUCUUAAAUCUGCUUCUCUGCAUAUUCGCUUUUCGGGAUAGCCUGGCUAUCAAAACAAAGCACGCCACCAGUCCCGACAUCCAAGGCGGUUCAAGGAACGACGGUGCAAUGGCUGAAAUAAAAGAAACGCUCAAGACUCCUAGCGUCUGGCUGUUGAGUCUUUUCUAUUUCUUUUAUCUCGGCGUCAUUAUCACUGCAAGCGGCUGGGUAGUGGAGUAUCUUGUCGAGGUCCGUGGCGGCGAUUUGGCUGACAUGGGCUAUGUCCCCGCUGGCUUCAAUGGUGGGUCCUUCCUAGGAAGGCUCCUGCUUGCCGAACCGACGCAUAGAUGGGGCGAGCGACGAAUGCUAUUCAUCUAUAGUGUUAUUGGUGUGGCGCUUCAGCUUCUAUUCUGGCUUGUUCCGAACAUUAUCGCCGCAUCCGUCGCCAUCAGCUUGAUGGGAUUCGUCCUAGGGCCCUUCUUUGCCGCUGCAUCGUCGCUGCGCAUGCAGGCGUGA